AUGAGUGAAGCUAAGUUGGUUGAAAGAAUCGAGUCGUCAGUUAACAAGAAACACGCUCUUCUUUCUUGGGUCGCCUUAAAAUUGGAAGAAGUGAACGCAGAAGAGGCUUUGAAAGAUGAUGAUAGCCGUUGCGAAGAAUUUUUGGGCGUUUGUGCUGAAAUCGAUGCCUUUAUAAGGUACAAUGCGGGCCUACCAGAGGACGAACAACUAGAUUCGUACUAUGUCUUCCAAGCUCUCUCUCAUUUAUACGGACUGUAUCUGACGCGACUGGAGAAGGUUAGACCUGGCAGAAUUUAUGACUCAGCAGAAUUGUUAGCAACAGUUUUAGCGGAAGAUGACGUUACAAUCGAAGUAACAGAGAAGAAGAAAAAGAAGUCAAGCAAGAAGCGCAGCUAUAUUCGAUCGGCUGCCAAGGAAAUGGCAUGUAUCGCCCUGAUACAGUUCUAUGAAACGUUUAAUCAGCAGUUAUCUUCCUUGGCUCCGCUUCUUUUUGGAAUUAUCUUUAAAAAUCUCAAGAAGAUAAUGGAGAAAAGUAAGUAUGCUCAUGCAACUUUCGCUACUUCUCUAAUGCAGCUCCUUAAGGCAAUUUUAAAGAACGUGGGCGGUUCUUCCUUUUACCAUGAAUAUUUUCCCAAGUUUUCCAAGCUGUCCAAGAAAGUCUUUGAAGCUAUAUGCUCGGAUAGACAGGAGUUUUCAACUGACAUGGUUUCAGCCAUAAUGGAAAUCUGGUCGUACCACUUUCGGCGAGAAUCUUUUGUGAAGGACAAUAAGCAUAACUUGGAAAAUGCCAUACUAGCCAACUACUCUGAAGGCGAACUAGGGCCGCUGGGAUUCGUCAAUGACUUCUCACGCCAUGUCGUCGCGAGGACACUAGCCGAGGUUAUGUUUGAUUAUUUCAAGAUAUCAGAGGUUUUAGGUAUUGAGCAAAUUCUUCAGUUCUACGCAACGUUAUUUGAGCGAUCAGUCACUCGAGAUGCUCAAGCUGGGACUUUUGAGUCGAUUGUGCACUUCCUUGGAUUAUGCUUGUCAGCCGACAUAAGCUUUUUCGAAGGCUCCCAAUAUUUGGAGAUUGUCAGGACUUUAGCAAGCUCUAUAUUCAGUCCUUCAUGUACCUCCAAUCAUAGGGUAGAUUCGAUGUCGAGGAGUUUACGGUAUUUUGUUUAUAUGCAUACGCUGUUGUUACCCAAGAUAGAAGAGUCCUCCAAGAAUCUAAUCGUUUUACAACUGCUGAGCCCCAGCCAGAGUGCGGCUGACACAACUAGCGACUACACAAUAAACAGCGAUCCUGAAAAUCUGUGGCUCAAUUUAGCCCUCUUAGACCUGGCACAGCUGCUGCUGUCUGAACUUUCGUCCUGCUUUGGUAACGAAAAGCACCUUGUUGACGAGGUUAAGAAGACUCUCAUAAGGUUGAGCAUUUGCGAUAAUUUCACUCUUCGGAUACACGCCAGUGCGGUCCUCAAGCUUUUCUUAUCUAACUUCCCACAAUAUCUGAGUGGAACAAUAGAAGGAUCCUUGAAUGCCCUUUCAAAGAAUUUCAAGCAGGAUGAUAAUUUUCUCUAUACUGCGAAUCAUGGUCAUGCUCUAGUCAUUGCCAAUUUGAUUGCCUGUGCUGAUAAGGACUAUGUUUCAUUCGAGCUAAUUAUGAGGAUUACUGUAUUUGCUACCUCCUUCAUCAAAAACCAUACGACGACGACAACCACACCUCUCUAUUCCAAAAAUCUACUUUGCUGGAUUCUGUUAAUAGGAUGUAUGAACUACAAGGAUGAUCGAUAUUUGCAGAUGCAGUCCUCACAGCUUUUUCUCUUUUGGAAGGUGCUGCUCACGCACAACUACAGUUCCCGUCAUGAAGACGACUUGUACAGAAAUCUAGAGAUAAGGAAUCAUGCUCUGACAUGUCUAUUGGCUUUCUUGGGUAAUGAUAGCAUUGGAAACAAGGCUGUUGCAAAACAAGUUUCUUACUUAUUGACCAAAUGUUCCAGCUUUAAUCAUGCCAUAAUUGAAAAAUCUGAUAAAAUCGACAAAGCGCUGCUCACAAAUGAACUAAGACUACUGCAGAUCCAUCUCCGGCUUCACAAAUACAUCAAAGAUGACUUUAAUAGCUCUUUGUUAAUUUUAAUCAUGAAAAACUUUUCAGAUCCCAAUCUUUACAGCGAAGGUACUCACUCUCUAAUUGAAUCGCUGACCUCUGUUGCAGAUGGGAAGAAAUCAAGCUCAGAGCAAACACCAAAUUUUGGAGAACCAUCGGUAGUCACUCUGUUACGCCAAGACGACGGUUUUGCCUACGGGCUUUCAAGCAGGCUUUCAGGAGCAAACGUUUCAGAGCUUUAUGUAAAAGAUCACGGCGAGCUCAGGCAGCAUUUGAGUUUUGAAUCCAAACAAUGGAGUUGGAAUUUCGAAUUUGAGAAUGAGAUUACAAAGCCAAUUUCCUGUGCACUUUCUCAAGAUUAUCUGCUAACGCUUUAUUGCGCUGGAGGAUACUCGUCAUCGGACAAAUGCAGCCCCAAGAUCACAACUGCGUUGAUUGAUGCAUCGAUGGAGGUUUUUUCGUUAAAGUUUCCGUUCCUGAAUGACAAGAUAAAAUACUCCAUCAUUGAAACUCUGAAUUCCUCAAUGUUUUGCAGAACCACUUCAACUUUACGAAACGUCGCUAUUGCUGCUAACACGCUGGUAUCUAUAAACAAAGCCCUUGAAGUUAUGCAUGAAGAAGGGAUUACUUUAGAGCACUCUGUUGGCGAACUGCUAUUAAAAUCGGUGGAUAAGAUCAAAUUUGAUAAUGACCAUUUGUUGACGGAGAUGAAGGCCAAAUGUAUAGGACUUGUUUGUGGUAUUAUUAAUCGAAACAGCGAUGAAGAUAGAGCAGGAAAAGACAUGGUUACCGAACGGGUCGAUAUUCUAAUAGACGGACUGAUAAAAGUAGAUGAACCUUUCACACGGGUGCUCCGAGCGUUAUCUUUGGUCAAUAUAUAUAGGUAUCGUCCAGCAGAUGCGCCCUUUUGCAGAAUAUUUGAUGUCAUUUUAAGUCUCAUCAGCGAUCCUCAUCCUGUCGUUCAUUGUUGGUCUCUAAAGGCAAUGCACUUGCUCAUAGAUAAGCAUGCUGCGAUAGACCACACAACAGCUUCCACCCUACUUGGGUGUUUAGAAGAUAUCUCCACCAAUCCAUCGUAUGGGAUGUAUGGAUCAUCAGUACUUAGAUACAACUACUGUCUGGAAACCGAUUCACAUUUGACUGUUGGACUAAUUCUCCAAAGUUUGAGCGAGGCGAUUGGUGCUUACAUCUCAGAACUCCCUGCUAACGUAUGCGAAAGGUUCAAAUAUUUGAUUUAUGGGCUUGCGAUCUCCAAUUCUACGGCACACCAAUUGUUAGCACUAGAAAUUUACGCGAAUUUGGCAAUCUUCAAGAAUCAGAACAGCUUGGAUGAUAGAAUCUUUAUAAAGCUGGCCGAAUCAAUUGUGAACGGCGCCAUCCUCGUCGGGUUUUCCUCGGCUUGCUGUAACUGCCAUUUUAUGGUGAAAAAUGGAAAUAUUCCCAACUCAUUCAGCUCCCUGAGCGUCAUGAAAUGUUUUGAUCUCUUCUGCUUGCUAACGAAACUUCAGAAGGGACAUCUAUUCGCUCAGGAUCUUGAGAACUCCAGUUGGAGAUGGCUUUUUUUAUCCCCUUCAUCGAAAGAGCUCCAAAAUUAUCUUUUCACCUGGAUGGGUCAAUCCCCAGAAGAUGAGAUCAAGUGGUUUGAUAAACUCUACGUGAUUUUCCAUAUUAGCAAGUGGCGACUCUUCUUUAGUUAUUACCGAACCUUGAAUGGUUUACUGAAGAAGAUAAGGUUUAAAAAAGAGGGUGACGAGGAAAUUCCUUCUGAGGAAGAGAAAUCCAUUGCGCAGGCCGAAUUAGCUGAUUUUGACGGCUCGCAAAAUUCUGAUUUGCUUCCGUGGCGUGCAAGAUUGCUGAUACUUAAAAUGGUGAAGCAUUUAUGUUUAGCUUCUGCCCGAAGAGAGGGCAAAUCCGUACUGUUAAGUCGAAAAAUUCCAGAAUUGAUUAAACUGGCUUUUCAGGCUUCUACCAGCAGUGUAGCAUCAGUGAAAUCUUUAGGAUUGGACAUCCUGAGGCUAGUUUUGAAAGCUAACUCGUCUUUACGAAGCAGUGAGAGCGGACCCUCAGAGCUACAGCAGCAGGAGGCCCAAAUUGUGAGCGCAAUGAUGCCCGCAUUUAACUCAGGUACUCCGCCUGACAUUGUGGUAUCUGCCAUAGACCUUUCAGCGGAAAUUCUCACUUCCGGCAUAUCUACGGUACAAGAAAUGCAUAGAGUCUCUCAAUUGCUCAUCGACUGUCUUGGCAUUUUUAAUGAGAACAAAUCAUCUGUGAGACUGGGAGAUGUGCUGAUCGAGACCCAAAAGUCUAAGAAAAAAAUUGAGCUCUCAGUCCUAAGCGCCUGGGCUGAGUUGACAGAAAAGUCUGUUAAUACUGAUGAAUUGAAUCUCAGAGAGUUCACAGAGAACUAUUGGGAUAUAUUAGUGCCUCUUUGGAUCAUAUCGUUGAGAGAGUAUGCGAUGGUAAAAUAUGAGGGCAAGCAGACAGAUGAAUUAACCGGAGGGCAUAUCAAGGAGUCUUUUUUUGAGAAAAGUAAACUGGAGCUUUUUGAAGGCGCCUGGCUGAAUAUGGUUGUGGCAUUAAGCUGUGUACUUGAAGCAAAUCCUGACGUGGUUUUACAGCGCUUGAGCAAAACAGAGACAGAAAGCUUCAUGUUAAUUCUGUUUAUACAAUGCAUGGAAAUAGUCGUCAAAUCUUUAGACGAUCAUGAAGUGUUGAUGAAGAUUUUACCUGCGUUGCAUAGCUUGCUGAUGUGUUGUGUUCCACUGGAUCUCCUGUUCGAAGACGGCACAAACGAGGAAAUAGUGGGCGUCCUAGAUCGAAUCAUGACAAUGGGAAAUAAUCAGGAAAAGCUGAUGCUUGUUCGGAUAAUCAAUGAUUUGAUCAUGAGAUAUGUUAAGAAGAAUGACACUCAUGACACUUUUUUGCAAGGCAUCGACAAGCUGUACGAAUUACUGAGGCUUCUCAUAAAGCCCAUUGCACAGCUUCUUCCUUUUAUUAAGUAUAGCAGUUUGGAGAAUGAAGUAUCGAGAACAGCAGGCUUAGCAGAAGAUGAAGUUCGUUUGCUGCGCGCAUCCUUCUCAGCCCUAGAAUCAAAUGUGGGUAAAUUUGACGACCUCUUCAAAGUCGACUUGUACUCCUGUUUGCUGUUCAUGAUCGGGGAAAUCUUUGAAUCAGACGCCCGGGAAGAGGUGAUUCCCAUCGUUUUACCCCUUUUAAAGUCCGUCUCACGAAACCUACUAUCUGGAAGCCUGAAUAGUUGUUUGAUGCAGACUUUUUUCGAAUCGAUAAAAAAAGCUUUGUUUGACCAGGUACAGUUAACUAAUCAAUUGGCGAUCUGCUUUAUCCUGCUAGCAAAUAACUAUCCUUAUUUCACUGAAAGUGAUUUGAAUAGGUUCAUUUCUUUGAUUCUAUCGGGCCUGCGCAGUUCCGACACUCAAGCAAUAACUAUGCAUGGCUUGAGGUCACUUGUUAACAAAGGAAUGAGUCAGCACGCCUGCCGAUACAUCAUUAGAAACCUGAUCCUGGAGAUUUUCAAAUCCAUUGGCAGAGAGGACACCCAGACUGUAGAUCUGAUGUUUGAGUUUGUUCAACAUUUUGUCAAGCGAGUUCUGGACACUGAACCAAAGUCAGCACCAACAGCCAUGGCUGUAAUACUGUCAUUGGAGCUCUUAUACUGCGGAAAGGAUGGAGUGCCAGAUGAGAGAGUCGGAGGCAGAAUGAUGACACUCAUAGCCAUGGACAAGGAAAGCUUCAAGAUUGCGUCUAGCAGCCUUCUAGACGAAAAGCAAAGAGCUCGCAUCGAGCACAUCAUAGAGAAAUCCCCAGAAUUUGGUAGCAGCGGCCCCUCAGGACGAAAAGCCGAUCUAUUGUUGAAAAACUUCGUUUGA
Messenger RNA from Torulaspora globosa, 5973 nucleotides. RefSeq names its product AP-1 complex accessory protein LAA1 (gene LAA1). The transcript has a single exon. Bases 1 to 5973 code for a protein of 1990 amino acids. Lineage: Eukaryota; Fungi; Ascomycota; Saccharomycetes; Saccharomycetales; Saccharomycetaceae. Gene Ontology annotation, biological process: retrograde transport, endosome to Golgi; intracellular protein localization; endocytosis. Gene Ontology annotation, cellular component: Golgi apparatus; endocytic vesicle; membrane. The record is from RefSeq and is a predicted model, not a curated record.